Molecule: messenger RNA, 2579 nt
Organism: Sphaerodactylus townsendi
Lineage: Eukaryota; Metazoa; Chordata; Lepidosauria; Squamata; Sphaerodactylidae
Product: MAGUK p55 subfamily member 2-like
Exons: 9
Coding region: 1-1281 (426 amino acids)
Cellular component (GO): cell-cell junction; plasma membrane
Molecular function (GO): protein binding
Source: RefSeq, a predicted model, not a curated record
AUGCCCCAGGCGCUUGCCGGUAUGGGGGCAUGGUCGGAGCAUGGAGGGGGUGUUCCAGGGACGUUCCGGAGCAUGGGUGUGACAUUCCGGGUGGAACGAGGCGAGUUGGUCAUUGCCCGUAUCCUGCAUGGUGGCAUGAUUGACCAGCAAGGGCUACUGCAUGUGGGUGACAUCAUUAAGGAGGUGAACGGCCAGGAGGUGGGCAGUGACCCACGGGCACUGCAGGAGAUGCUGAAGAAUGCCAGUGGGAGCGUCGUGCUCAAGAUCCUGCCAAGUUACCAGGAGCCGCACCCGCCUCGCCAGGUCUUUGUGAAAGCCCACUUUGACUAUGACCCGGCCACUGACAAUCUCAUCCCUUGCAAAGAGGCUGGGCUCAAGUUCAUCGCAGGAGAUCUCCUUCAGAUCGUCAACCAGGACGACCCCAACUGGUGGCAGGCCUGCCACGUGGAGGGCGGAAGUGCGGGGCUCAUCCCCAGCCAACUACUGGAGGAGAAGCGCAAGGCUUUUGUGAAGCGUGACCUUGAGGUCACACCAUCAUCAGUUGCCUUGUGCGGAAGUCUCAGUGGGAAGAAGAAGAAGAGGAUGAUGUAUCUGACCACAAAAAACGCAGAGUUUGACCGCCAUGAGCUCUUGAUCUACGAAGAGGUGGCACGCAUGCCUCCGUUCCGCAGGAAAACAUUGGUGCUCAUCGGCGCUCAGGGGGUUGGCCGCCGCAGUCUGAAGAACAAGCUCAUCAUGUCCGAUCCAUCUCAGUAUGGAACCACUAUCCCAUACACUUCCCGAAGGCCCAAGGAGCACGAGCAGACAGGGCAGGUGUAUUGCUUUGUGACUCGGAACGAAAUGGAGGUGGACAUCAAAGCAGGGCGCUACCUGGAGCACGGCGAGUAUGAGGGGAACCUCUAUGGGACCAAGAUUGACUCCAUCCAUGAAGUCAUCGAGUUGGGCAAGAUGUGCAUUCUGGAUGUCAACCCACAAGCCGUGAAGGUUUUGAGGACCGCCGAGUUCGUCCCCUACGUGGUGUUCAUCGAAGCGCCUGAUUUUGAGACGCUACGUGCCAUCAACAAGGCAGCUCUGGAGAGUGGCGUGGCCACCAAGCAACUGACGGACGCUGACCUGAAACGGACAGUGGACGAGAGCUGCCGGAUCCAGCGCGGCUACGGGCAUUACUUCGACCUCUCGUUAGUCAACGACAACAUGGAACGGACAUUCCAGCAGCUGCAGCAGGCCCUGGAGAAGCUGCACAACGAGCCACAGUGGGUUCCUGUCAGCUGGGUUUACUAGAGGGGGAGUCUUUGCUCUUUCUCUUCCUCCCCUAACCUCCGGCGGCCUUGGCUCUUCACAUCUCCCCCUUCGGCCAAGGAACCCGGACUUCUCACCUGCUCCCAAUCAAGUCUCCUACUUGGCAACCUGUUCCUUUCCCAACACCGGCUCACAGUAGCCAAGCCAAUCCCACUGGAGCAGAGUUGGUUUUGUUAGCCCCCCACCCCCCUUUUCAAGGACGGUGCUUCCUCAGUCCAUUCCAGAAAACCUCCAGCUCACCCAGGACUGUUUUCUACUACCGCCACAGAUAGGUCAACGCUCUCUGGUUUUCCCUCCAUCGCAAAGGCGGGAAGUCCUUUCACGAGGAAUCGAGUGAGCAGGGCUACCAAAUGCCCACAAUGCCUUGCAACAUCUUGUGGGGAUGAUUUUGGUCACUGACCGGCCUCAAGUCUGACGGGGAGGGGAAACGGCGCCUCUCUAGCCACAGCUAAGCCACUGCCGAAAAGCUCUACUGUACAGAAGGAACCGCUCUUGAUUUUGCCAAAAGAACUGCCAGGCUGUGUUUCUUUUCUCACUAAAAAAAACGAAAGGAAAAAAAAGAGGCAUUCCUACCCAUUGCUUGGCUAGUGCAAUACCACUGUGGGAUUUUUUUUUUGGGGGGGGGGGUUAUUAAAGGGAAACUGGGAGCCCACCCUUUCAAAGUUUGUGAGCCCUUCUGAAUGAAGAUGGGACAGGGUAACCUUACGUUAAGAACUUUGGUUUGGACUCUAAAAGCCAACAGAUUCAAGUCGCUGUUUGUGAUCCUAGGACAGUGGUGGCCAACCUUUGGCACUCCAAUUGGCCAUGCUGGAAGGGGCUGAUGGGAAUUGUAGACCAUAACAUCUGGAGUGCCAAAGGUUGGCCACCACUGUCCUAGGGGACCCAGGCACUUCAAUUGCAAACACCAAACUUCGCUUCAGUUUUUCUAUCACUAAAACGGCUCUGACUUUUUAAUUUAUUUGCACUGUCUGGAGGCUAUUUGCAAAGUGGAGUCCCCUUGCCAAAUCUGUAGUAGGGGAAGCUGUUUGAUGUUUAGAACUGGAAACCACACGUGGGCGGGUUUGCGGCUUUGCGAAGAUUCUGUUGGGUUGCCCCGUUGGGGGUGGGGGUGGGGUCAGGUAGGGAAAAAACCCAAGAUGAUUUUAAUUUCCCCACCUCAUUCCUUUCUCAUAAGCCCUGCCUCAUUCUGGAAACUGAUUUCCGGGCCACUAUUCCUGGAUCACCAGUCUCACACUUCCCCGCUGGAUCAUACUGCCUCCAAAUUGACCGUGGCUUUUAGA